UGUGUUGCCAUGGCAACAAAACGUAACAAAGUUGUACAGCCUAAAUGAACACCGCUUAUUCACCUACGAAGAGCUUAUUUUACUUUAUCUUUUCAUGUUUUUCUCAGUGUCACAACAGCAACUUUAACGGGUGAACGUGCUACAAAGCACAGUCAAAAUGACAGCCAUUCCGUUUACCUCAAGAACAAAGGGGGUGAAGAACAAAGUGCCUCUCAAGCCAAAAAGGGUGUCUCCAUCCACUUACACCCAGGAGAUGUUACAGUCUACAGAGGAAUGCCUGGCUAAUACACACAAGGUGCACCAGCCCCGGAUCCUGGAACUGCUUGAUAUGAGCAAGACAACGCAUCACAAACUGUCCUUAGUGGAUAUGGAUCAGCCGCUUUUCCAGCCCUACCCAUCUGAGCUGGUGUUCCAGAACUUCACUCCUGCACAGACCUACAGUUUACCUCUACUUCUCCACAACAAUGACAAGGUUCCACGACAAGUGAAGCUGGAGCUGCAGGACUCAGACUUUUUCCAUGUGGUGGGACCAGCAGAGGCAGGUAGCAAGGUUGCACCAGGGCUGGCUGCUACAUUCACUGUCCUCUUCACCCCGCAGGAAAACAAGGACUACCACCACAGACUGGUUUGUGUGACGGAGAGGGAGCGGUUUGAGGUCCCAGUCCGUGCUAUCGGACCACGUGCCAUUCUGGACUUUCGCGAUGAGCUCCAUUUGCCUGUGUGUCCCGUGAAAGCCUCCACAGAGAGGACUCAGCUAGUCCGUAACAUAGGAAACAGCAAGGCCAAGUUCAAGCUAGAUACACAGAGCCCUUUCUCAGUGACGCCCUCCUGUGGGACUCUGGAUAUAGGCGAGAGCAUGCAGGUGACUGUGAAUUUCAACCCCAUGACCACAGGAGACCACAGCCAAGAUCUGCAUCUGCACUACCACACUGGUGAAGAUGUAUACAUCCGCUUGUAUGGUGCAUGUGAGGAACUGGAUAUCCACCUUGAGCCUGGCUCUGUCUUGUUGAAGACUUACAUUUCCCUGGCCGACGUACACACAGUGUCCCUCAUCUACAGGAGUGAGAUCCCUCUGAAGUACUGUUGGACGACAUGGCCCAGCCUGCAAGAGGAGGCCCUGACCUUUUUGAGGGAGAGCUCAGUGCUCCUUCAGAAGGAGGAGGUGGAGAGGGAACAGUUGCUUCUUCAGUGUGAGUCUGACCCCACAGCGAUCCAUCGCCUCCCACUGCUGUCCAAAGCCCUGCAGGAACAGAGAAGCCAGGCCCUGUCACACAGCUGCAUAACUGUGGAGCCAGCGGAGGGUGAAAUAUGGCCAAACGUCCCAGCACAGUUCAAAAUUGUCUUCAAGCCUGAAGAGGCCAAAGUAUACCAACACACCAUAUACUGUGAUGUCACAGGCCGUGAAUCAAGGUUGCCUCUCACAAUAAGGGCUGAGGGCCUGGGACCUAAUCUCCAGCUCGACUAUGACCUGAUGGACAUGAAAAACGUAUUCAUUGGUGACAAAGACUGUUAUAAAGUGCAGCUGGACAACAGAGGACUGAUUGAUGCCCCUUUCAGGCUGUCAUGUCCUGACACCACUUUCGGCCGCUGUUUCUCCUUCAGUCCUGAGGAAGGUGUUGUUCCCUCCGGGGCCUGCCAGAUUGUAGAAGUCACCUUCCACAGUCGCAUCUUGGGAACUUUCUCUGAAGACUUGCUGCUAACUGUCACAGGACAGCCUCAACCACUUACUGUGACUUUCAGGGGUUGUGUCAUUGGUCCCACAUUCCACUUCAAUGUUUUAGACCUCAAUUUUGGAGAUGUAGCCUUUGGUUUCCCACAAACAUUGUCUUGUACCCUUAACAACACCUCCUUCGUGCCUAUGAACUUUGCCCUGCGUGUCCUGGUAGAUGGAUUGGGGUCUCCCAGUGUUACUAGUGCCAAACAGGUAUCCGAGGUGACCAGGAAGAAUUGGAAGGGCAGUGCUGCCAGAGGCCUUCAUGCACGGCCUGUGGAGUUCACCGUCACACCUGCUGCAGGCUCCGUGCCUGCCAUGUCAGAUGUCUCGAUUAAGGUGACGCUGUGCUCCAACACAGUGAAAGGAUACAGGGUGGCGCUGGUGGUGGAUGUUGAAGGUGUUGGCAAGGAGAUCAUGGGUCUGCCUAUCAAUGCCAGAUGUGUUGUUCCUGAUAUUGUGGUGGAGACUCCAGUGUUGGACUUUCAAAAAUGUUUCCUUGAUCACCGAUAUGAAGAGCGAGUGUGGCUGACCAACACCAGCACCUUGCCUGCCUGCUAUGGCCUGCUCGAUCAGGAAUAUGAGGAGAGUCCGUCACUGCUUUUUGGGAGUUCCUCACCCAGAGGAGUGAUCCUUCCUCAAAGUUCACAAGAGCUUCCUGUGUUUCUGAUAGCUAAGGCUGUUGGAAGGCAGCAGCACACUCUACGCAUUGCUGUGUUCGGCAGCAUCCAGCCACCCCUGGAGGUGGUCUUGUCAUGUAUUGGGCAGGGACCGACAGUUCAUGUUGAGAGCCCACAGCUGGACUUUGGAACAAUCCCAGUUCUAACAGACAUUACUAGAGCCCUGCAGCUGUCAAACCUGUCCCCUAUUCCAGCCCACUUUACUGCUCGCAUGAGCCGUGGAAGGUCCAUUUGGCGGGUUGAGCCCAGUGAGGGGAGCGUGCCACCACAGACCCAGCUGGAGCUGAGAGUAGUGGCACACCUGAAGGACUCGCUUCAUUUCCAGGCCAAGCUGGAAGUAUCUAUUCAGGACAGUCAAACACACACCGUGGCUCUCUCUGCAACAGGCACGGGAACCACAAUUGUCAGUGACAGGCCUUUUGCUCCCAACCUCGACCUUGGCACAUACUUCAGCCAUGGGUCAUGUGAGUACCACUUCAAGCUGACCAACCACGGCCAGUGUAUGCAGCGGAUGUACUGGAGGAAUGACGGCUCCCUGCCCUCCACUAAAACUCGGAAGGGGGGAAGCUUCUCUGGCCGAACUUCCCUGUCCCCCAUCUCCGCAAAAACUCGAAAAGGGGGAAGCUUCUCUGGUCGAACCGUCCUGCCGCCCAUCUCUGAUCCCAGGAAGAAGGAUGGUACGGCUCGUAGGUCUUUGCCCUCCUCUGGCAGGGAGAAGCCGGUGUUCAGGCUCAGGCCUUCUCGUGUGGAGCUUUCCCCAGGCUGCUCUGUUGACAUGGUGCUGACGGGAUCUUCAGACUCCCCCAAGGUUGUACAGGAGCGUCUGGUGUGCCAUGGCAUUGCGGGUCACCAGAACUGUCAAGAGCUCAUCAUGUCUGUAGAUGUUACCUGCUGCUUUGUGGCUCCGAUGCUCAGCAUUUCCUCCAAGCAGCUGAAAUUCUACAUAGAGAAGGUGCCAGGAAAGAGUCUAAAGCCACAAUAUGAGAAGCUGAUCUUGGACAAUGUGUCAUCUCUGCCUCUAUCCAUGGAGCUGUCUCUAGUAGAGCCGUUCUCUCUGUGUGAGGCCUCGGGAGCACAGAGCCAAGCUACCACUAAGUCCGUGGUUUUAGGUGAGGGGAAGCAGGCUGAGGUGUGGAUCUGCUUUAAUCCAUCUUACUGUCAGGAUCGGAUGUCACGAGUCGUGGAUGAGUUCCUAGAGAUACGCUACCAGGGACACCCACAGCAAGACGUGGUGGAGCUGCAUGCUGAGGCCCACUUCCCCAACCUCCACUUCUCCUCCACCACAGUGGAGUUUGGCUGUGUGCUCAACUGCACAGGGACUCGUAGGACAAUCUCCAUCACCAACUGCUCCCCACUUCCUGUGUCCUACCAUUGGGCUUUCCUGGAUGACCAGAACCACUGCACCAUUAGAGAGACAGAGAUGCUGGAGGCAGAGAAGGAGCAGAAAAAUCCAGAAAAUGAGAAUGAAGAAGGUUGGAGUUCCCCCAGAUCAAUUUCUCCUGCCUGUUCAGUUCCUCUUAGCCCCGGGCCUGUGGCAGAUCAACAGAGCAGCCCACCACGUCCUGUGGGUGUAGAAGAGGUUUUUGAUAUCUUGCCUAUAUAUGGUCAUCUGCAACCAGGGGACCAGCAGCAGGUCAUUUUCUCAUUCUAUGGCCAUGAAAAUGUCAGCAGAGAAGUGAUAGCACAGUGUCAUGUAGAGGAGGGGCCUACGUAUGAAAUCACACUCAGAGGAGAAGCGUCAGUGAUCAGCUACAGCCUCGACUCUGACCACAUUGACUUUGGUGUGCAGUUGUUUGAUCAUGAAGGGGAAGCUUGGGUGACCCUGAGGAAUACUGGGAAGGUGGGUUUUAAGUUUAGCAUCAUACACCCUGAAAGUGAGGAUGAAGAGGCAGCUGAGGAGGAGAGGAAGGCCCUGGAAGAGGAGCACAAUGACACAGAAGAGGAGAUCAGACCAGGCCGGCCCUUGGUCAUCCCCACAAUGGGCUACAUUGAUGCGGGGGCGGAGCAAAGUCUGCGUGUGCUCUACCUCCCGGGAAUCCCUGAGGUCUUUGAGAAGCGGCUACAGCUGCAGGUGGCUUUCCUGCUACCACAGGACAUCAGGCUGACAGGCCAGGGCGUGUUCCCAAGGAUCAGCCUCAACUUGCCGCAAAACCUGUCAGAUGAGUUCUACAGUGAUGUGGUGCAGCAGGCCAGAACGUCUGUGGAGGGAGAUAGAGUCAGAGCGGAGCUUGUGAAUGGAAUUACAACUGGACAAGGAGCAACAACGGAGGCCAACUCCACCCUCACAUAUGAAGAGCGGCUUCACAUGGAGAUUGAGAGAACGCUGGUCAAACAGAAUGCUCUCGCUGUGACCAGGAGCCUGCUGGAGCUCAGGGACUUGCAAGGUUCCUCCAGAAAGUGGCACAAACUUAGCCAGUUCCUGCUCCCAGAGUAUAUUUUGGAUUUUGGUUAUGUCAUUCCAGGCAAAGUUCUCAGUCACACUGUGAAUGUGACCAACACUGGCUCAGUGGCUGUGUCCUUCAAUGCUAAUGGCAAGCAUCUAGCUGGCACAGGAUUCAGUUCAGAAUUCAAAAGAGUGAAAAACCUGCCCUGCGGCGAAACACAGGCCUUCACGGUUAAAUUUGACCCACAAGGAGCCAAGCUGAAAACAGGGGACAUAAGCGUUGUCAUGCCAAUACAGGUGACAGGCGGCCCAGUGGUCCAGGUGCGGCUGUGUGCAGUGGUAACUGUGCCAGGCAUCACUGUUUCUACGGAUACGCUGCAGUUUGACACUGUGCAGUAUGGCAUGUGUCAGAUGAAGACCAUACAGCUGUUUAAUCACGAGUCUGUGCCUUGCUCCUGGAGUAUAGCUGAGAAGGUGGAGCCUUUCAAAAAGAUAGAUAAGUUCCUGCCUCUCCACCAGCGUAAAAAGGUCUUGCAGAAGCAGCGACCGCCUCCAGUGGUGUUUAAGAUGACUCCCAGCUCCGGCAGGCUGUCUCCGGGUCAACGAGUCAACGUCCAGAUAAAGUUCAGUCCAGCUGAGGGGCAUGCUUACAACAGGCAGCUAGUGAUCAGCCUGGCUGAGAGCACCCAGCAAGUGUUCAUUACAGCCCUGGGGCACUGUGAGGAGCCCCAACUGGAGUUCUGCCCGUCGGUGCUGCAGCUGGGGCCUUGCCUGCCUGUCAGCACUGAGGUCGAAGCUGAGGUCAUCGUCAAAAACCCCUGCCCUUUCCCCGUCGAGUUCUACUCCUUGGAAUUGGACAAUCAGUACCUUGAAGAAGAAAAGAUCCUACGUCUGAUGCAGGGUUAUGAUGAGAACAAUAUUUUACUGCUGCCUCCCAGAACCCCUGGAGAAGGUCUUCCCACAGAACUGCUCGACUUCUACAAGGAUCACUGCUCCCAGCUGAAAGACGAUGCAGAGCUAAAGGAAGGCUCGGAUGAAAAGGAAGACACACAGGAUGAAGAAGAGAGGUCAAGACCAAGCAGUGCCCACCCACCAGACAUUAAAGUGGAAGACAUACACGCUAUAACUGUGAAACCAGCUGAAUUACAGAUGACCAGAGAGGGAAGCAGUGAGAGACUGGGCCAGCUAGAGAUGACUCCUGUCUGCAGAGCUAUUGCUCGCCACAUGUGUGUAGAUCUGUCACCUGAGGGUCUGGCUGCCCGCAACCGGAGAGGCAUUGCUAUUAUUGUAUAUGGAGCCCCAUUGACAGAUAAUAGCAGCACAGCGGCUCCUCUGGCAGGUCACUAUGGAGGAGCGUGCCUCAGCAUUGAUGCUGUGAUCACUGAGGUGUUGCUAAAUGGCACUUCAACUGUUAGUAUGACUGCAAGACAGAUCUAUGACCGUGCUGCUGCCGAGUAUGCUGAGAAGAAGGCUGAGGAGGCUGCUCAGACCACAGAACCGGGACAUACAGCACAUCUUGAAGCCUCAGAUCCAGAUCGAACUUCACAUGAUACUGUGGAUGUUCCUGUAAAACCCAGUGAGGACAGCAGCAGUCGAGAUGACUCCAGGGCUCCUCAGGAGACUGAAAACACACUGUUAGCCCUUUGCCUGGGAGGAGACGUGAGCACACUCAGCAAUCUCUUGCCUGAACAGCUACUGGUUGAUAUCCUGGCAGAAAGAUUCCAGCUAAGCGACUGUCACUGUGGCAUAGUGAUUGAUGGCCUGGAGUCUGUGUACACUCAGUCAGCAGCCAGCAUGCUGCAAGUUGUUCUCAAGGCCCUUAAUAACCGCAAACACAUCUAUGUCGUCAACUUGUGUGACUCCUACGCUGCCCUGAAGGCACGAGAGAAAGCACAGAGACAAACUGAGGAGGCUCUGCAGAAAGAGAAAGCUGACAAGGAGGAGAAGUGGCUGCAGCAGCUGGAUGAGGAGGAGUAUGACGCUCUGCCAGAGGAGGAGAAGGAGCGUAUUGCCCAGCGACAUAGAGAGAAGCGCAGACAACAGAAACUCAGGGAGCUCGAGCGUAUAGAGAAAGAACAGGAAGAAAAGAGGCAGCAGGAAGAGAUGAAAAGGUUGAAAGAAGAAGAGUUGAAGAAGAAGAGCAAAAAGGGUGUAAAGAAGGAUACUAAAGAAGUGCAGAGGAAGAAGAGUUCCCUGGAAGGGAAGCAGUCAACAGAUCCUGUGAAUGGACAGGGGAGGUCUUCCUGUAACAACUCUAAAGAGUCACUGGUGGAGGCAAGAGAUCAGCAUCCUUUAAGUGAAGGUGAAAUGCAUCACAGCAAAGAGGCUGAUGAAUUACAAAAGCAGACAGAAGAAAACAAAACAUUACAUGCAGAGUCUCCUCUACCGACAGACAAGCUGGAGAAGGAAAAGUCCAUCCAGCCUAUUGUGGACAAGCUGCAGUCUCAGUUCAUUGUGUAUGAGAAGAUCCAGGACCAGGUGGAGCAUGUCCUGCAGCACUGGGACCGAACCCAGGGCUUGCUGCUGGUCCCGCUUCCCAGUGAAGAAGUCCCUCCAGUGUCAGAAGAUGCCACAACAGAGAAACAUACCCCUGUUGGCAAGAGGCACAAGAAAACCAACAGCAAGAUCACGUCUCCAAUGCCCAGUCAGAUCUUAGCACCAGCUGAAACGGACAGGGAAGGAGACAAAGUGUCUCCACAGGACAUCAUCCCUCAUAUUGUGCUGAAUGUCACAGGGGAAGACUGUCCAAGUGCCACAGAGCUGCUCAAAGGCGGCAUCCUGCCUCCAUUGGUCGAGGUGUUGGAUGAUUUGGGGUUGGGACCCAGCGGCCCACCCAUCCCUCCUCCAGUCACCUUCUCUAUGCUUCCUUUUCCCAAAAACAGGGAGCAAUCUAACUGUCAACUCACCUGUAGCUGUUUCACCUUCCUGAUUCCCUCAGGACAGGAGGAGCAGGGUGAGGAGAAGAAAGACUCAGGGGAAGAUGUGCAAGCAUCAGUUGCAAAGGAAGAGGCACCGACAAGAUUUUCCAAAAGUCGUGGCAAGGGCAGCAUUAAGGAGAGUGCAGUAACAAAGGAGAAGGAUAAAAAGGGCAGAGAAAGUCAAAAGAGCAGGAGACAAACUUCAGCCAAGACUAAAGCGAAGGGCUCGGACCGCUCUCGCUCACCGAUGUUACGCGUCUCCUCCACAUCUGACUGCACCGAACAAGACCAACACCAAGGAAACCUGGAGCUGAAACGUAACCAGAGCCUGACAACAUUUCGCUGGGUUGUACCAGCCAAUGGUGAGGUGGUUCUGAAGAUCUGGUUCUACUCAGACUCCCCAGGGAAGUUUGAACAGACCUUCAACUUUGAGCUACUGGGGACCCGGAGACAAUACCAGCUCCUCUGCAGAGGAAUUUGCACCUAUCCCUCCAUCUGCAAAGACUACAUGACUCUUUUUUCCCUCAGUAAACGGGUACCACAAGUAGAAGAAGAGCUCCAGAAGGCUUACAUAGUCAAAUCUGGAUACUUUGAGUUUGGACCAUUACUCUGUGGCAAGACCAGAGACAGGUACAAGGAAAACAGGUACCCAGAGAACACGGAGAGACUCGUGAUUCACAAUAAUUCAGGCCUGGAGGCUGAGGUUCAGUUCCGUUUCCAGCAUGAUAGCCAGGCCACCACAUAUCUGCUGGACCCCCCAACCAUGACCCUGAAACCUGACCAGAAACAGGAGUUGACUGUGUGGGCUUACCCAACAAAACUGGGACAAAUGAAGGACAGUGUUGUGUGCUGUAUUAAAGACAAUCCAGAGCUUGUCAUCGUCAACCUCUCCUGCUGGGGUGUUCGGCCAGAGCUGGAACUGGAAAGCAAGCAUUUGCACUUCAACAGGACUUUGCUGCACAGGCGGGACAGCCAGGGUGUGACGCUGCAUAAUAAGACCGCUCUGCCUGUCUCUUGGAGACUACAGGGUGUGGAGGAGUUGGGUGACCAGUUCAGUGUGCCGCAGGAUCAGGGCAUCAUCUCACCUAACUCCUCUUUCCUCCUGAGCUUGCACUUCAGGGCCAGGAAGCCACUCGCCAUUAAGAAGAUCUUACGUCUGGAGGUGUCCGAUGUGGAGAAGAUUUUAGGCAUUGUACACACAGAAAACAUCCAGGUCACAGCUGAAGCCUAUGAUAUAGCCCUGUGCAUCACACCAGAUGGCUGUCUUGACUUUGGAACCACCAAAGUCUUUGAAGAGGCCAAGCUGUCUCUCAGGAUGAAAAACCAAGGAAAAUACGAAAUUGCCUACAAGUUUACAUUUCAGCAGACCAAACCGGCCCAGCCAAACCUAGACUCCAUUUUCACCGUGUCCCCCUCAAGUGGUUCUCUAAUGCCCCACGAGAAGCCCACAGCAGUGCAAAUCCUCUGCAGAACCAAUGCAGAAGUCCUUAUUGAAGAGCAACCGCUCCUGUCUUGCCAGGUGAUUGAACCCAACAUUGGGAAUGGAGGAGAAGCCAUAGCUGUCCUCGCCAUCAAGGUUUCGGUCAAGUCUGUCUUCUCCAGGUACAAGAUCACACCUGCAUGUGACAUCAAUUUUGGUCCACUGGUCUAUGGCAACAAGAAAAGCCAGAGCUUCACUAUUGAGAACAACGGAGCUUUUGAUACACGUUUCAUCAUCUGUCGCAUGAUCACGGACCAGGCACCGACCGGGAAGCCAGGGGGCCCAGGUAGGAAGAUACCUCAAGAGAGCCAUUCAGAGAGACUCACUGGGGCCCCGAGCAAAAUGAGACGCGACUCCUUCCAGAAAGACAUGAAUGUUACACAGAACCGCCUCAACAUGGGGGUGUUCUCGGUGUGUCCCUGCAGCGGGAGCUUGCAGCCAGGGUCUCAGCAGGUUGUGACAGUGGACUGUGCAGCUGAACAGCUGGGAAACUGGAACCAGGGUUUGCUGAUAGACAUCAGUGACCGUGACCCCUCAGACCAUCCUGAUGGCAUACCGUACAGACUGCUGGCUGAAGUCUGCAAGCCGAGUAUAGCAUUAGACAUGGCUUCCAUCUUUGAAGAACACCAUCUGUGCCCUGACAGCAGUCAGCUCUCCUCGGAGCGGUUUUUCAGUGCUGAAGGCAUUUACAUCCAGGAUGAGAACAAGUUUAUUUUCAACAAAGUCCUGAUUGGGCGAACUGCCCAGGCUCGUUUCAAACUCACCAACAACAGCAGGGUGCCCUGUGCACUCAACUUGGCCAUCAAAAAUGUUGCUGUUAAGACUGCCCGUAGCGUGGAGGUCUUUGAUUUGUCUGCUACAACACUGAGCAUUCCCGGCCAAUCACAUUCAUUCGCUGUGGUCACAUUCACACCCCAGACGAUGCAGUGCUAUAGUGCUGUGUUUGAGGCCACUAUGGAGUUCACUACCAGAAUGACACCCACAUUUAAGAAAAAGGUGCUGGAGUUCGACUUGAUGGGAGAGGGCAAUCUGCCCAGUGUGUGUGUGGUGCGUCCAGCUCUGAGGAACAGCAGAGGAAGCCCGAUGCUGCAGUUUACACGAGUAUUAGUAGGACGCAGACAGACCCGGGCCCUGGUUCUGCUGAAUGAUGGAAAUGUUCAAGCUGAGGUCCAAAUUGAGAUGCCGGAUAAACAUGGAGUGUUCACCUUGAAAGCUGCUCCUGGCAACACUUGCAGUUCCAUUUAUUCCACACAAAUUGAGAGCACCACCGACUCAGAGCAUCAGUUGGUGCACAGAGCCGUCCUGAAGCUGAAUGUUAACCAGCAGGUGGAGUUUGAGGUCAGCUUCUGCUCUGAAAAGCAGAAGAGUGUCACGGCCGAGAUGUCUCUCCAGGUGGAGGACAACCAGCACAGCAACACCAUCAUACAAGUGACUGGAGAAGCUUACCAGCAAAUUGUGUCUCUUGACAACAUCAGCAGGUCGUCGCAGGAAAUAGAUAAAGAAGAUGAUGAUGGAGGUAAUUAUGAGGUGCUGAAUUUUGGUGACUGCCAUGUAGAUUGGCCCUACCAUGAGAGUUUCACCAUGACCAACCACAGCAGCGACCAGGUGAUGAGGUUUGAGUGGCCGUCCGCUGGAGACCACCUGUCUUUUGCACCACAGGUGGGACACCUUCAUGCUGGUUGCUCUAAGGAAGUUACUGCCACCUUCUGCUCCAAUCAGCCAGUGACUCUGACCAGCCAGCCAACGAGAUGCAAGAUUAGUCAGGUGGAGUUCCAGCAGCCAGUAGAGCAGGUGGCUGACUGGGACGACCGGCAGAGGACGGUACAGUGGCUGAGUUCCUCCCAGCAGGCUUCAGGAGGAGUAAAGAAUAAGGUUGUGAAGACAGAUCCUGAGCCCUGCUGCUCUGUGGUGGAGGGCUCCCAGUGGGAGUUGGAGUUGCGUAUCAGCACAGUUUGUGACUAUGUGAAGUUCAGCUGCAACACUGAGGCCAUCCACUUCAAAGACACAAUGCUUUACCAAGCCAGGCUGCACCAACUGCAGAUCGUGAAUCACGGUGCUGUCAAACUGGAAUUUUCCUGGCAAGUCGUUAUGGAUCCAAAGGACAACAUUGUAAACAAUGACCAAGGAGAUGGGACCCUGACCUCCCGACCAGGCAGCAGGGCAGCAGCAGUGGUACCUGAAGCCCGUCCUGCCAGCGCUCUGGCCAGCAUGACGUCUCUUCUGAUGGGUAAUCCUGAGCUUCCACCAAUCAGCAUCGAGCCCACGGUCGGGGCCAUCGAGCCUGGUGCCGUUCAGAAUUUCACCGUUCGCUUUUCACCUCUGGAAGUGGCCCAGUUUCAGGGCAGGCUAGUGUGCAGUAUCCCCAACUUGCAGGAUGGGGAUCAUGCUCCCUGCAUCUCAGUGUGUGGUCGCAGCCUGUUGCCCUUCUGCCACUUUGACCUGGAGGACUCAGAUUAUAUCAGUGGGAACCGCCGUAACCCUGAAUUCCGGAGCCCUCUGGACCCGAACAUCAGAGUCAUAGAGUUCAAAUCUGUUGGAUUCACUGUGCCAUCGACAAGAUGUUUCAGUGUGGUGAACCCAACCAGUAAACCCUAUUCCUUCAAGUGGAGAUGUGAAGACACAGAUGGCAGUCCUUUCUGCUGCCUCACCCCAUGUGGCACCAUCUUGCCUGGGAAAAAAGUGGAAGUGUGUUUUGAAUAUGCAGCUGAGCAGCUGGAUGCGGUGGAGUCAUUGUGGAGCUUCACCAUUGAGACUCUGUCGCUGUCUGUCCCCUUCCUGUGUGUUGGCACCGCUAAGGAACCGCUGCUCUAUCUUGAUAAACCUCACCUCGACUUUGGAGAAGUGCUUGUUGGCCGUAAAGUGGAACAGAGAGUAGAUGUGGUGAAUGUAGAGGAGGAGCUCUUCCACUUCUCUGUCCUGCAGUCGUCUCUUCUGUGUGAUGAUCAGAAGUCCAGCCUCAUUGUGCAGCCCAUGACUGGCACAGUGUCACCCAAGGACAGGUUGCCGCUGUCAGUGUCCUUCACGCCUUGCCAGGAAGGCGAUGUGAGCUUCAGAUUGGUUCUGAGGGUGAAGAGGAAGUCAGAGCCGCUCACACUCAUGGUUAAAGCAGAUUGCUUCAGCAUGAGCACUUCUGUUCAAGUUGAGAAGCCAGAGGGAGGCCUCAGAGAGAUCAGCCCUCACCACAAAGACACUCUGGACUUUGGAAAGGUGGGGAUUUCAGAGCAAUCCACCUUUAAUUUCCUGGUAUCCAACUUGUCAAGAUUCAGCCUGGAAGUGACCUUUGACCUAACAGGUCCCAGUGAGCUGCUGCAACACUUACAAGCAAAGCCUCAAAAUGAUACAAUUGAGGUUGGGAAGCAGCUGCAACCUGCACUCUUCUUUAGUCCGCGGAGCAUCUGUAACCUCCAGGAUGUCAGCCUGAGUAUCAAGGUGAAGCAUGGGCCAACAUUUACCUUUGCCCUUGAAGGCAGGGCUGUCUCACCUAGCCUUGACUUCUCCUUCACUAAGCACAACUUUGGCAAGUGCUUCCUGUGCAGUCCGGGCAUGGCGCCGGCCUCCCAGACUCUAGUGAUCAGCAAUAAAGGCAAAAGGGACAUCAGUGUCCAGUGCCAGUUCAAAAACACCUCUUGCCUAGAGUUGGACUUCCAACCAGAUAUUUUGUCCCCUGGUGCUGUGAUGGAGGCACGAGUCAACUUCUAUCCUUGCGAGGCGCGGCGUUACCAUGAAAAACUCACCUUCAUUCUUAACAGCUGUGUAACAAAACAUGUGGACAUCCUGGGGCAAGGCAUCGAGAUGAAGCUGGAGGUGGAGGACCCGAGGCAGAGGAAAGUGAAACUGGGUUCUCUGAUGUUGGGUCAGAAGGUGAAAAAACAAGUCGUCCUGGUCAACCGAAGCCCUUUAGACCUUGUCUUUACUUUGGCACUUAACACAAACACACCACUGGACACAAAGGAUCUGUCAUUCAGUCCAGCAGGUGAGCUGAACCUGAAGGCCGGUGUUGGGUCAUGUACUGUUGAGAUCCAGUUCUCACCUUGUCAGCACAUCCCUCCCUUCUCUGCUGAGCUGCAGGCAGAGAUAGCAGGCUUGUUACACCCCCUGCUGACCAUUCAAGGCUGCUGCCAGGGGGUGGAGGUCCAGCUGGACCAGGAGCAUCUAGCCUUUGGAGCUGUUGUCCAGCGCUGCCAAGCCAAGAAGAGGGUUGUUAUGGUGAACACUGGAGACAUUGGUGCAAGGUUCAAAUGGAAAACAGAUACAUUUCCUCCAGAGUUGUCCAUCACACCAGCUGAAGGCUAUAUCAGUCCAGGCAUGGAGGUCCCUUUUAAAGUGACCUUUGCCCCUGUGGAACUGAAUAAUGACGCCAGAUAUGAGAACCUGUCUUGUUGUGUGCAGGGCUCGUCCUCACCCAUUACCCUCACUGUGACCGGCUCCUGCAUUGUAGCCUCCACCAGCAAAGAGGUGGUGAGUUUUGUUUGUCCAGUCCGUGGCUCUCACAGCCUCACCCUGCCCGUCUUCAACCCCACCAACCAGCAGUGCAGCAUCAGACCUGUCAUAGAGGGCCAACAGUGGAGCGCUGCACCCUUAUUGGUCCUGGAACCGCUCCAAAACAAGACUUAUGAAAUCACCUACCGACCACUGUCCAUGACUGCUGAUGGAAAUAAACACUCGGGAUCAGUCUUUUUCUCCUUCCCUGAUGGGACCGGCAUGCUGUACGCCCUGCAGGGAACUGCUGAGCCCCCAAAGGCAGAGGACACCAUCGUAAACGAGCUGCCUGCCAAGACUCAGCACACAGAGCUGCUCUCUGUGCAAAACUGGCUCUCCAAGCAACAGCGGUACGGGGUGCUGAAGGAGAUCCUGAAACCUGACAAGCCAGAUGCGACAGUUUCCCUCGAUGGUCUAGAAUACAUUGAUGUUCCAGCUCUGGCCAGUCGAGACUACAAGAUUAAUUUCUUUACAUACAGAGAGGGGCAGUACAACACCAAGGUGACGUUCUGUAAUGAGGUGUCUGGUGAGUACUUGUACUACCUCGUUAACUUCAAGGCCACAUCUCCAGGAGUGGUGUCCACCAUAGAGCUGCAGACAGCUGUGCGUCAGACGGCCUCGGCUGCUGUCCAGGUGGAGAACCCCCUGACCACAGUUACCUGCCUCACCACUGAGUGUAAAUGCCCCGACAUCAGUGCCCCGCCUCAGCACACGGUACCAGGACAAUCCAAGAGCUCUCUGAGCUUCGAGUACCUGCCCCUGCACGCAGGUGAGUCUACAGCGCGGCUAACUCUGUUUAGCAACGAUCUGGGCUACUUCCACUACGACCUGCUGCUCAGAGCUCUGCCCCCGCCACUAGAGAAAACAGUCCACUUCAACACUUCUCUGGGCAGCAGCCACUCUGUUCCUGUUAAGUUUAUCAACUACUCCCGCUUCAAAACGGAGUACUCAUGCAAGACUGAUUGUCCAGACUUCCGAGCGGACAGGUCCGGACUGAGCCAGAUGGGGUCAGAGGCCAGCGUGGAGGUUUGUUUUGAACCUCAUCAGCUGGGGGAAGUGAGAGGCCAGCUCAGCCUGUCCUCAGGAAUCGGAGGCGAAUACAUCUUUCCCUUGCACGGGACCUGCGUCCCUCCCAAAGCCCAGGGCCCGUUCAGCAUCAGGGCCGGUCGCAACGUCACCAUCCCCUUCAAGAACGUAUUCCUCCAGACCACCGCCUUCUCUUUCCAGGUGGACAAUCCCUGUUUUACUGUUAAAGCGGUGGACCCCAUCCUCUCCAAAAGGACCCAAAACAUCGUGGUGUCCUUUGAGGCCCCUUCAGGAGGUUUUCCGGGGCCGUGGUUUGGCAAGCUGACCGUCUCCAGCCAGCGCUCUGAGGGCCACGGCAAACCUUGUUCCUGGGUUUAUUACCUGAAAGGCUAUCGCCCCGACACAUCUUAGACAUAAAUAUGUACACACAGGUACUGAACACACAUGUAACUGGCUGUGCAGAAUAAAAAAAACAAACAGAUGCCAAAAUAGUUGCAGUGGAAACCAUUGGGACUCAAGCCUUCAGUUACUUUUAUGAUGCUUCAGUUUAAUAUGUUGACAAAUUACAGCCAAUUACAAUUGCAGCCAGAAUUACUCUGUGUAUAUUUAUGUGGUUAAAAUAAUUAGUUUGUCACAAAUGUGUUCAUAAAUAUUUCAAUAGUCAACUGAAUAAAACUUGCUGAGAAAA
Messenger RNA from Centropristis striata (black sea bass), 15365 nucleotides. RefSeq names its product HYDIN axonemal central pair apparatus protein (gene hydin). The record is from RefSeq and is a predicted model, not a curated record. Gene Ontology annotation, cellular component: axoneme. Gene Ontology annotation, biological process: cilium movement; axonemal central apparatus assembly. NCBI's taxonomy places the organism in Eukaryota, Metazoa, Chordata, Actinopteri, Perciformes, Serranidae. The transcript has 92 exons. Bases 158 to 15088 code for a protein of 4976 amino acids.